This is a messenger RNA of Gryllus bimaculatus (two-spotted cricket), 663 nucleotides long. Lineage: Eukaryota; Metazoa; Arthropoda; Insecta; Orthoptera; Gryllidae. The record is from the annotation of a GenBank genome assembly.
CCACCACCGCCACACCCCUCAGCGUCCGCCUUCCUGCGAGCGGGCGGAAGCAUAACAGGCACCGACGGCUCUAUGCAUCGAGCGGUGGCAAAAUGCCUUUGGCAGACAUCAUUAGAACCAGUUAACGCUCGUGCCUCAUACAAAAUUUACUUUACACAAGCACUGGCGAGGAUGUGCUCACCUGCAGCACGGCGUCGGCGACGGGUCGCGCAGCGCCACGCGCUCCAGCGCCACGCCCGGCGGCAGCGGCGUGUCGGGCAGCUCGGGGGCGGCGCUGAGCACGCGCGUGACGCCCAGCGCGCGCACGCGCUCCACGCGCAGCGCCGACGCGGCGCACAGCAGCAGCCCCUCGCACACGCGCGCCACCUGCCCCGCGCCCCCGCCGCCGCCGCCGCCCCCCUCGCUGCAACACACGCGCGCGGCGCGCCCUUCAGGUGGCGAGCCGGCAGGGGCGGUGGCGGGGACCUUCCGCAGCCGAAUGGAGAGAUCCGGCGACGACCUAAACGUCGGCUUGCAUCGCCCCAGCUGGCUCAAGCUCUAAGCACCCGACUGCGUUCCCGUGCAUGUAAAGGACAUGAUAGAACAAGGAAGAGGAAAGAAAGAUUGCGCGCGAUCCGUUGCCCGUUUGUUACGGCACUGCUCCGAUAUUCGCCUGGUAUGUAA